GACUUCAUGCUGAGCAGAUGCAUUGAACAUUUCCCAGUUGUUAUUCAUUGUAAUAUGACACCCUUGAGGAAGAAGUUGAUAGAUCUGCUACGUAAACGAAAGUAAAAGGAAUUAAAGGGUUGUGGAAAGGUAAAGCAGGUUUCACAGCACCUCCAGUAAGAAAGUAAAUGUACUGAGUUUAAGAAGUAAAGCAGAUAUUUUUAUUACUACAAUUUUUAAGUUGACACUUCUAUUGGCUGAAAGCUGACUUGAGUCAUGGCAGACGCUCUGUCUUUCCUGGAAGAGGACUUGACAUGCAUCAUCUGUUGUGAGGUCUUCACCGAUCCGGUCACUCUGAAAUGUAGCCACAGUUUGUGUGAGAAAUGUCUCCAGCGUUUCUGGACGACUCAGGACGUGCCGCGGUGUCCAGUCUGUCGGAAGGAAUGCUCUCACGACGAACCCACCAAGAGCCUGGCGUUCAGAGCACUCUGUGAGACCUUCAAGAAGAGGAAACCCUCCGCUGUUUCAGGAGACGUUUGUCCAGAACAUAAAGAGGAACUCAAACUCUUCUGCUUUAAGGACCAGCAGCCCAUCUGUUUGGUCUGUUACACGUCAAAGAAGCAUGAAAAGCACAAGUGUUCUCCUGUCGACGAGGCCGCUGGGAAUUUAAAGAGAGAUCUCAAGACUCAAAUGGACAGACUUCAGGAGGCACUCGCAGACCUCAAGAAAGCCCGUGAGAGCUGUGUGAAACAGGCUGAGCUCCUAGAGGAACACGCUAGAAUGGAUGAAAACCAGAUCAAGAAGGAAUUUGAGAAGCUCCAUCAGUUUCUUCGAGACGAGGAGGAGAAACACAUCAGAUCCUUGCGUAAAGAAAUUCAACUUCUAGAUGAGAAUCUCAAGGACAGAACGGAGGAGUUGUCCGCACAGAUAUCAGAUAUGUGUGAGAAUAUGGCAGGCGUCUGGCAGGACAUGGAAGAAGAAAACAUCACAUUUCUCCAGAAUUACAAUGAUACAGUAAAAAGACUCCAGCACCCAUCAGUACCACACACAACCCCUGAACUACAGGAGUAUCAACACUAUCCCGUUCAGACUGUGAUCUUCACCACCUGGGCCAGGAUGCAGAACCUUGUGGAACAGCCUCCUGUGACUCUGGAUCCAGACACAGCCUCCAGUAAACUGCUGGUGUCAGAAGAUUGCACAAGUGUUGAGUAUUUAGAAAUUAAAAUGAUUAUGUGUGAUAACCCAGAGAGGCUGUAUGUGGGAGUGCUGGCGUCGCAGGGCUUCAGCUCAGGUGUGCACUGCUGGGACGUCGAGGUAAGAGACAAUGACCACUGGACUCUGGGAGUGGUUGGGGAAACCGUGAACCGCAAAAGACUUUAUAAAAUGGACCCGAAGAGUCGUUUUUGGUGUUUUCGUUACGUGAAUGGUACAUACAAGAAAGGAAGUAAACCUCUCAGUGAUAUUGAUAGCAAUGAAUGCCCAGAUGUCAUCCGACUGCAGCUGGACUUUGAUGAAGGAGAGCUGAGAUUCAUCGACCCUUUCAGAAACAGGGUUUUGUGCACCUACACCGGUGGAUUUCCAGAGAAGGUGUUCCCAUAUUUCUGUAGCGGAGAUGUGGAGACACCACUUACUGUUUUCCCGGCAAAUAGACAAAAAACUGUAAAUACCAACUAAUGUUUUUUUUAAAACACAUUGUGUUUAUGCACGUGCCAAGAUAAUAAUCAAAAGGAAUUAUGUUUUAAUGCAGUGUGACUUGACUGUGAACAUUAUUCUCGGGGUCACUGUAUGUGAAUUUAUAUGGCUAUGCGUUUUUUGUUGCGGCCGCCAUCUUUAGGACCUUGCGUUGCCUCACGUCAGUGAUUGGAAACUGAAUUAACACUCCGCCAAACAAUAGAAAACAAUGGAAUUAAAAAAUAAAAUAGAUACUUUAGGAUUAGAUUUUAAACUAUAUUCUAAUCUGACUGCUUUUUAAUAUGACCUCGAAUUUAGAUUGUCAUAGGAAUUGGUUGCUUGACCAUUCUAGUUAUUAUUAUUCUGAUAUUUGAUUAUUCUUUUCUUUCGUUUGGGUGCUCAAAGGGCUUUAGCGUAUCUCAUGGUCACGAGGUAAUUGGCUAAUACUUUAGAAAGCCGCUCCUAUGCUUGCUCAUUCAAAAAGUACUUUUAUUAGCACCCAUAGAUUUGUACACAACUGAAUAAAGCAAUAUUACUUUUAGUCAGAGGUCUCAACCACUACUAUAGAUAUAAGCUGACCAACAUUACUUUCUCUGAUAUUAGUUUUGGUAUGGUCAUGCCAUGGCUUCCCAUGUACACUUAGCUAGUAAUAUUACAAUUUAGGUUGGUCGAACAAUAUCUAGUUGACCUAAACAGAAAUUCCCUAUGAGCCCUUACAAUCUAAAUACACAGUAUGAAGUGUGUGGACAGGACACUACUGUAUUGAAGCACAUGUUGUUUGAAAGACGCUUUAUUUAUGUUCAUUCACUCAUUUAAUUCUAGCACAUUAAGUGGCUGUGUCAAUUAUGUUUGAAAUGUAAAGUGUGUAUGUAUCAUCCUAAUUAAAGAGAGAGUUUACUUAAAAAUUAAAAUCAUUUAUUUCCUUUAUGUCGUAUACAUGUGUCAAACCUGUUGGUUUUGAUUAGCUACCAGCAUUCUUCAAAGCAUCUUCCUCUAAGUUCUGCAGAAAAACGAAACUCCGGAGAAAAUCAAGUUUUUUGUACCAGGGUGUAAACAAGUUUUGUUCUGCUGUAGAGUUGGGCAUUAUAAUAACAUGGGGAG
This is a messenger RNA of Carassius auratus (goldfish), 2751 nucleotides long. Its product is annotated as E3 ubiquitin-protein ligase TRIM39-like. Bases 256 to 1653 code for a protein of 465 amino acids. The record is from RefSeq and is a predicted model, not a curated record. The transcript is spliced from 6 exons. Gene Ontology annotation, molecular function: zinc ion binding; protein binding. NCBI's taxonomy places the organism in Eukaryota, Metazoa, Chordata, Actinopteri, Cypriniformes, Cyprinidae.